Molecule: messenger RNA, 1276 nt
Organism: Mangifera indica (mango)
Lineage: Eukaryota; Viridiplantae; Streptophyta; Magnoliopsida; Sapindales; Anacardiaceae
Product: chloroplast envelope quinone oxidoreductase homolog
Exons: 4
Coding region: 9-1139 (376 amino acids)
Molecular function (GO): oxidoreductase activity
Source: RefSeq, a predicted model, not a curated record
AUUAUUGCAUGACAAGAACUCGCCACGACGCGCCUAUCGUAAUUUUAGUGCAACGCGCCCAGCCACUUCUAGUGAACAUUACGAAGCCACGCCAGAAAAACAGUGGUUUUAUCCUCUCUGCCUCUCUCGCUUCAUCACCUCUUGCAAUGGCUUCCAAGCUUACCAUGCACGCUCUUCAGUAUGAUACUUAUGGUGGAGGACCCGCCGGUUUAAAGCACGUUGAUGUACCAGUUCCCUCUCCAGAAAAAGAUGAGGUUUUGCUGAAACUGGAAGCAGCUAGUCUAAAUCCAGUAGAUUGGAAAAUGCAGAAGGGCAUGCUGAGGCCUUUUUUGCCUCGCAAAUUUCCUUACAUACCUGCGACUGAUGUAGCUGGGGAAGUCAUAGGUGUAGGGUCAGAAGUUAAAGAUUUCAAAGCUGGUGACAAAGUUGUAGCUAUUCUUAACCACCUUACUGGAGGUGGACUAGCUGAAUUUGCUGUGGCUAAGGAAAGCUUGACAGUUAGUAGGUCCCCAGAAGUUUCUGCAGCUGAAGGUGCUGGCUUACCUGUUGCCGGUCUCACUGCUCACCAGGCCCUCACUCAGUCUGCUGGGAUCAAGCUUGAUGGAAGUGGCAUGGAGAAAAACAUUCUGAUCACUGCUGCUUCAGGUGGUGUAGGUCACUAUGCUGUUCAGCUGGCAAAGCUUGGAAACACGCAUGUGACUGCCACUUGUGGGGCUCGCAACAUAGAAUUUGUCAAGAGUUUAGGGGCUGAUGAGGUUCUUGAUUACAAGACCCCUGAUGGAGCUGCUCUAAAGAGCCCAUCUGGUCGAAAAUAUGAUGCAGUGAUCCACUGUGCAUCAGCCAUGCCCUGGUGUACAUUUGAGCCAAAUUUGAGCUCAAAUGGGAAGGUGAUAGAUAUCACUCCUGGACCCAGGGCGAUGUGGACUUUUGCCUUGAAGAAACUUACCUUCUCCAAGAAGCAGCUGGUCCCUUUGCUCUUAAUACCAAAGAAGGAGAACCUAGAUUUUCUUGUUAAGUUAGUGAAGGAAGGGAAGCUUAAGACAGUGAUCGACUCAAAGCAUCCCCUCAGCAAAGCUGAAGAAGCUUGGGCCAGGAGUAUUGAAGGUCAUGCUACUGGUAAGAUCAUUGUGGAACCUUAGGUGAAUAUAAUUAGCAUGGUAUUGCAGUUUUUUAUGAUCUAGUUAUGAUUUGUGUGAAGUAUAUGAGCAUGGCAUCUGGUAUGUGAAUGUUCUAUAUUGCUAUUUAUUUAAAAAGAAAACGCUUGGUUGGGAAAUUA